Messenger RNA from Maylandia zebra (zebra mbuna), 2571 nucleotides. It is a transcript of the gene ncoa5, whose product is annotated as nuclear receptor coactivator 5. Gene Ontology annotation, molecular function: RNA binding. NCBI's taxonomy places the organism in Eukaryota, Metazoa, Chordata, Actinopteri, Cichliformes, Cichlidae. The record is from RefSeq and is a predicted model, not a curated record. Gene Ontology annotation, biological process: regulation of signal transduction. Gene Ontology annotation, cellular component: nucleoplasm.
UUACAUCCACACAAGGGGUAGAAGAAGAUAUCAGGGGCCAGUUGCCGUAAAUUAAGUGAAGAAGAAGGGCAGCAUUGUGAGCGGAUAGUGGUUGAUCGUGACGCUGGGUGGCUGAAAAUUGACACGAAAUAGACUUUGAAGACACACUAGUUCCUAAAUUCAGUGGAUGCUGAAUCCAGGCCAUCCAGGUUCAAGUUAAGGAAUUUGAUCUCUUAAGUGAACAAACCAAACCUGUUCAAGCAUUUGAGACGCACGAAGAUACAAACCGGUGAACUUGGGAUCUAAUCAUGUCUCGCCGAAGGAGUCGCAGCCUAUCACCAGGGCGCUAUUCGCGCUCUUGCAGCAGUAAUGAUCCUAGAGAUUUGGAGAGGAGGAUUUUUGUUGGGAAUUUGCCGACCUCCGACAUGGAAAAGAAGGAUUUGGAAGACCUGUUCAGCCCAUACGGGAAGGUAGUCGGCGUAUCCAUGUUUCGUGGGUUCGGAUUUGUACAAUUUGAACGCGUUGAGGAAGCCGAAGCUGCAAAGGCGGCCCAAAAAGGUCGAAUAUAUAAAGGUUAUAAAAUAGAUGUAAAUAUGGCAGUGGAGCGACGGCAAGCUAAACCUCAAUCCCAGCAGAGCCCUCCACGAAGGGCCCCUUACAGCACCUACGGGGACAGCAAAGAGCCCCGACCUCGGUCUCGCUCACCUGUUUAUGGGCGUGACGGACGUGAGCCUCGGGACAGCCGUGAUGGGAGGGACUCCCGGGAGCCUCGACCAGGUGGCCACUCUCGUGACCCUGAUUACCGGUACCGUAGCUCAGAGAGCAGAGACAAGGACAUCAGAGGUGACCCACGGGAUUCUGCUUACAGCAGAAGCGAGUAUGACAGAUACUACCGUAGUGGCAGUGGUGCAGAAGAUUAUUUCAGGAGGAAGGACGAGACCUACAGGGAUCCUUAUGGAGAUCCCUGGAAUGGACGUCGUGAGCCAGAAGAGGAGCGUCUACGACCAGAAGAACGCCGGCGUAAUGAACUGUAUCGGCAGUACUAUGAAGAACUCCAGCGGCGUCAUGACGCUGACCGUCCUGUCGACUGCUCUGUAAUUGUUGUCAACAAAGCCCAAAAUAGGGAGUAUGCUGAGACGGUUGGGCGGAAGGUCCGUGACUUGGGAAUGGUGGUGGAUUUGAUCUUCCUCAACACAGAAGUGUCUCUAACUCAAGCACUGGAGGAUGUAGGCCGAGCUCGUACUCCUUUUGCCAUCAUCAUAACCCAACAACAUCAGGUGCAUCGCUCCUGCACUGUCAAUAUCCUCUUUGGCACACCUCAAGAGCAUCGAAACAUGCCCAUGCAGGACGCCAUGAUGCUGGUUGCCCACAACUAUGACACCUACAAAAUCGAAAACCGUGAAAAAGAACGUGAGGAGAUAGCCAGAAAGGCUGCGAAGAUGGCAGAUGAUGUGUUACUCAGAGAGCCUGACCGAGAGAGCCACCCCGUCUCCUUACUUACGAACAUCACACUAUUGGCUGAAAAUAGAUUUGUGACUCCAGACGAGUUGGACAGUCUGAUUGCAUACCUGAAGGACAAAAGAGCUCGGCUGGUACGAAGCACAGCAGAUCCCCUUGCAGCUCCAGUCCAUGUUGGGCCUCCUCCAGCAGUACAUCAUGAAGUUCCCUCUUCAGCUGCAGCACUCCCUCCAUCUACUCACACACCCCCCCAGUCGGGUCAUCUCAGUCUGUCAGCGGGUUCAAGCACCUCGGCUAAUCCCAGUCACCAGCAGGAGCUGCAGGCUAAAAUCCUCAGUCUGUUCAACAGUGGCAGUGGGCAGUUAACAGGCACUACUGGCCUCCCCUCUGCACCCUCACAGUCACACUCAUAUGGAUCUCUUGGCCAGUCUCCUUCCCAAAACCCAUCCCGCCCACCAAUGCCAGGUCCUCCUGCACCUGCAUCUCAGGGGUACGCAAACCCUCCAGGCCGAAUGCCAGUUGCCACCAGUAUUCAGAGACCCCCCACCUCUGCUUCAGGCAUCAAUUUUGACAACCCGAGUGUCCAGAAAGCUCUGGACACACUCAUUCAGAGUGGACCCUCUCUCAACCAUCUGGUGAGUAGUGGGGCCUCUCAGCAGCAAGCCCCAAGACCAGCACCCAACAUGGGUCAGGCCCCACCUGUGUCUAUGUACCCCCGACACUACUGAAAAGCUGUAGAACCCUGAAUUUAUUUUAAUUUUAUUUUUUUUCCCCUCCGAUGCCAUAAACUUUCCUGUGCAGUGAGUUUUCUUGCUUAGUAUCAGUAGACUGUAGGGAUGUUUUUGUAAAACCUUUUAAUCUCUUUUCCUCCAUUGUUCAUAAAAUGUGAAGACUUUUUUUUUUUUUUUUUUUUUUUUUUUGCAGCUGUUUGCCAGAAAAUAAUUAUUCAGUCUCGUUAUGAAGUACAUUUUGCUUACAGAUGGAAUUCUCAGUUCUUUUCCAACUAUUGUCUUAUAGUUUUACAGUCUUUUAAUUUGUCACAUUGUUUUGUUUUUUGUUUUUUCAUGAACAAAACAAGACAUAAUUAAAAACUCAGACACAAUUCCUGUAAUAAAAUGGUAUUGGUUUAUUGCA